Molecule: messenger RNA, 601 nt
Organism: Thalassophryne amazonica
Lineage: Eukaryota; Metazoa; Chordata; Actinopteri; Batrachoidiformes; Batrachoididae
Product: liprin-alpha-1-like
Exons: 5
Coding region: 317-544 (75 amino acids)
Source: RefSeq, a predicted model, not a curated record
GUGGAUGUGUCUCAGGAGGCUGAACUAUGACAGAAAAGAGCUGGACAGGAGGAGGGAAGAGUCCUCAGUUGGAUAACAAAGACGUACUGGUGUGGACUAAUGAGCGGGUCAUCAGCUGGAUUCAGGUCAUUCGGGCUGAAAGAAUAUUGUGGAAACCUUUAUGAGAGUGGUGUUCAUGGUGCGCUGCUCGCGCUGGACGAAACCUUGAUCACACGCCCUGGCCCUGCUGCUGCAGAUCCCUACCCAGAACACACAGGCCAGAGCAGCUCUUGAACGUGAAUACAACAGUCUGCUGGCAGUUGGCACAGACAGGAGAAUGGAUGAGGAUGAGGAUAAAAACUUCCGCCGUGCUCCCUCAUGGAGGAAGAAAUUCAGGCCCAAGGACAUGAGGGCCCUGGGUGCAUCCGAUACCCUGCCCGCCAACUUCAGAGUGACCAGCAGCAGUGCCGUAUCUCCCUCAGCUCAGCCAAAGAGAAGCCCCGUGGACGGGACUCAGUCUAUACAGAGGCUGGACACGGCCACAGUCAGGACCUACUCAUGCUAACGCACAACGGUAAGCUGAGGACCAACACAUGUGCACACAUACACACCUGAAAGUAGG